This is a messenger RNA of Dermochelys coriacea (leatherback sea turtle), 705 nucleotides long. RefSeq names its product neuropeptide FF receptor 1 (gene NPFFR1). Gene Ontology annotation, molecular function: peptide binding; neuropeptide receptor activity. Gene Ontology annotation, biological process: G protein-coupled receptor signaling pathway. Gene Ontology annotation, cellular component: membrane. NCBI's taxonomy places the organism in Eukaryota, Metazoa, Chordata, Testudines, Dermochelyidae. The record is from RefSeq and is a predicted model, not a curated record.
AUGUGUCCCCAUGAUGCUAUCUAUGUAAUUCCAGGUUGGCCAUUUGACAACAUCAUGUGUAAAAUGAGUGGACUGGUGCAGGGGAUGUCUGUCUCAUCUUCAGUUUUCAUUCUGGUGGCCAUUGCAGUGGAAAGGUUUCAUUGCAUUGUUUACCCUUUCAGACAGAAACUAACCCUGAGGAAAGCCCUAAUCACCAUAGUUAUCAUUUGGGUCUUGGCUUUGAUAAUCAUGUGCCCCUCUGCAGUCACCUUGACAGUCACCAGGGAUCAAUAUCAUUUCAUGGUGGAUACGUACAAUAAUUCCUACCCGCUGUACUUGUGGAAGGCAUGGCCUGACAAGCGCAUAAGAAAGAUCUACACAACUGUACUCUUUUCUCACAUUUACGGGCCCCUUACCUUAAUUGUGAUCAUGUACACAUGGAUCGCUUUCAAACUUUUCAAGUCCUCUGCGCCCAUAAGAGGUUCCCAGUCAGAGGAGAAUGAGGGGAGGAGGGUCUCCAAGAAGAAAGUCAAGGUUAUCAACAUGUUGAUCAGAGAGGCAUUGUUCUUCACUCUCUCCUGGUUGCCCCUGUGGACUUUAAUGCUGUUGACAGAUUAUGGAAACCUAACUGAGUACCAGCUCAACAUGAUCACAAUUUAUACCCGCAGCUGUAACCCAGCCUCGGUGACCGCGCCGCCGGGCGGGGAAAGCCACGUGCGUUCUUGA